Molecule: messenger RNA, 7490 nt
Organism: Cimex lectularius (bed bug)
Lineage: Eukaryota; Metazoa; Arthropoda; Insecta; Hemiptera; Cimicidae
Gene: RhoGEF2
Product: rho guanine nucleotide exchange factor 11
Exons: 35
Coding region: 312-5048 (1578 amino acids)
Biological process (GO): G protein-coupled receptor signaling pathway
Cellular component (GO): cytoplasm
Molecular function (GO): guanyl-nucleotide exchange factor activity; G protein-coupled receptor binding
Source: RefSeq, a predicted model, not a curated record
ACAAUAUGGCUUCCACUUGUUGGUGUCAGUCAGUAACAGUGUCUCGGGUUUAGCCUUUGCCGUGUCGACUUAUUUGUUGUUAUUGACUCUCGCCUUCGCCUGGGAUCGUAGUUCGUGGCCAGACGGGUCGCUGGUGAGGCCGUGUCGUCCGAACGGAACCCCAAAACCUCGGACUCGAGUCAAAAAGGGUUUCUGCACCGAAUUGAAAGUGGGUUAGGGAGAGACGGUUUUGUUAAAAAGUGAUGUGUCCAGUGGUUAUUGUGUUUUCACCGCCGACCGAGUGAUAUGAAUUAAACGGAAAAGUGGCUGUCAUGGAUAACGCAACCACCGGAGCGUCGGAUAAACGGGGACUUUCAAACGGUCCGUCGUUUAGACGAUCUCCAAGGCCAUGCGAAGGCCCGCCUCUGCACCACCUCUCGCCCCAUCACCUGCCACCGAGCGUCACUACCAUCACGAUAUCGAAGGAUGACGCGACAGGGUACGGGAUGAAAAUCUCCGGUGACAAUCCUGUCUACGUCCAAUCGGUGAAAGCAGGCGGUGCAGCGGAAAGAGCAGGACUUCAAAGCGGGGACACCAUUAUAAAAGUCAACGGCAUCAACGUUACGAAUCUCACCCAUACCGAAGUCGUAGAACUAAUUAAAGCCGCUGCUCAGGUCAUUUUAACAGUCCAGCAGUUCCCGUUGCUGGAUAAAUCUGUUGGAGCCAUGGCAUCACCGACACUUCCUUCAAGACAUUUGAGCCAUACCCUACAGUCACAAUCAAGGGACAGAAUCACUGCUCCCCAACCCGUUGACCAUGAGAAGCUUCGGCAGUUGGAACACCAAAAAACACAUACUCUCAAUCUAAUGUUGGAAAAGGAACAACGGUACGUUGACUCUUUGAGGAGCCAGUUGGCAAAGGGCAAUGAUUCUGGGUUGGAGUCAAAAUUGCAAAAGACCCUCAUUGGAGCGGAAAGGCGGGUCCAGACACUCCUCCAGCAACUCGAACAGGAGGGUAUGGAGGCGCCCCCCUUGCCAUGCAGGAACCGUCGACCCCAUCUUCCUUCUUCCCCGCCCCCUCUGCCUCCCAGGCAGUACCUUCUUCACCAGGAACAUCACAACUAUAUGGGUGCCAGUCCACAAAUCCACACACACCAAAGAACGAAAUCGAGCCCAGAUACCCUACAGUCGAAUAUGUCUUUGGCUGAAGCGACUAAGAGGCUGAUUGCGUCUGAAUCCAUGUCUGAGCUGACUUCACCUAAAAGGUCCAAGGGUGGAUUGGCAUGGGAAGUUGAAACCCCUCGCAGGGCAACAACUCCACCCGGCACUCCUCCUCCACCGUACCCUACUGGUCAAUCGCCUGAUGACACCUAUUCUCAUAUCACAGAUGAUGACCUGCCACGAUCGGACACUUCCGCUCUGGAUACAUCCGAUCAUUCGCCAAUGAAAGGUUUCAGCAAUUUUCUCAUACAGAGUGCUAAUCAAAUGCAACAGCCUAUUAUAUCAAUGGAAGACGAAGAUAUGUCAGAUCAAGAAGUGAAUCAAAUGGAGGAUCAUGGACCUUUUAAAAGCUUAUCUAAAUUGUGGAACCACCAAGCACAUCUUGCUGUUUUUCUUAAUUAUGUGAUCUCAAACAGUGAUCCAUCUAGUUUACUUUUCUAUCUCGUAACAGACCUAUAUAAAGAGGGAUCUGCUAAGGAAAUGAAGAAAUGGGCUUAUGAAAUACAUUCCAGUUUUUUAGUUCCUGGAGCUCCACUGAGACUUAAUAAUGUAGAUGAGAAUGUAGCUCGAGAAAUAGAUGAUGUGCUGCUCAAGGAGUUUGACAAAGAAGAAAUCCUUAGAAAAAUAUUUUGGAAAGCGAGACAAAAAGCAAAGGAAGAACUAAAUGAACAACUGACUGAUUUUCAAGCAAAAAGGACAGCAGGAUUAGGCACUUUAUUUGGGCCAAAGGAUUCGGAACUGGAAGAGAGUAUCCAUGAUAAAAAUAAAGAGACAAAAAUAAUUGAGAGUAUUCUGGUACCAAAAAUGGAACCCUAUCUCGAAGACAUUGAAAAAAGUGUUAUUGAUGAUAGAAGGUUUUCAACGGGUGCUGCCUUGGGUACUGUUUUGGGGAAAGUUUUUGGGAUUAAAGGUCAACAUUUUAAUUCAUUGUUGGAACGAUGUCCUACCUAUGUUUCAAAAGAUAAAUCUUUAUUAAAGGCAAAAUUAAUUGGAAAAAAUAGAAAGAUGACAAGAAAAGGACAUAUCUGUGUUGCUUAUCAGUAUUAUACUGUAACAUACUGUAAUCAUUGUCAACUAAUCAUAUGGGGCAUCGGACCUCAAGGAUAUCAGUGCUCAAAUUGUGGACUGAACAUUCACCGACAUUGUGUCAAUGUCCUUGAAGAAUACUGCCCUGGCCCUAUGGUGAAAAAGGAAAGGGGCAAUGACCGAAUUAGCAAAUUAAUGGAAAAAAUACGGCCGGAGAACACAAAAAGAAAACCGAGUUCUUUAAAUUUCGCACAAGUGGAGAGGGCAAAAAGACUUCAGGAAGAGGAAUCUGCAGAUCACGAUUCAGGAGAUCGCGGUGGUCCAAAAGGCCCAGGUGAUAAGAGGCCAGAUCCAGUCCGGGAAUCAGAGGAAAAAGGUGGAAGACAGACGCCUCAUGAAGCCGCGGACGAUGCCAACCACCACCUACAUGACAUAUCGCAACAUGUCACAAAAACAAAACCGAAUAGUGCGUCCAUCAACAGGUCCGAGAGCUACAAGGAGCGGAUACACCAAAAGAGGCAACUCCGGGAAAGGAGGAAAACCAGCGACCCCAACCUUUCCAAGUCGAACAAUGAUGUUGAAGUGGAUGCACAGACCCUGUCGUUCAAAUCAAAUUCCGGUAGUUCAUCAAAUUCUAGUCUAUCAACAAGAAGCUUGGAAAGCCCAAGUAAUUCCCUCGAAGGUGUAGGUGCUAGUCAGCAGCAGCAACAAAAUCAACUGCAGCAGUCACAAAACCAACAGCAACCUUGGGACUCAGAUUUUGACGACGAGGCAGACCGAUCCGACUGGACUACUUCUGUUCCUGAAGAGGUUCAUAAGAGUCUCUCUUCAAAGGAGAGGAAACGACAAGAAGUAAUCAAUGAGCUCUUCUACACUGAGAGAUCUCACGUAAUGGGACUGAAAGUUCUUGAUCGAGUUUUUUAUAAACCUAUGCAGGAACAACAUAUUCUCUCUCCUGAUCAGCUUCAACUUCUAUUCGCCAAUUUAGAAGAAAUGAUCGCUUUUCAUUCUCAACUUAAUUCAGUUAUGAAGGAGAAAAGGAAAGAAAAUCCGAUAGUUGGUGAAGUUGGACAACUACUCCUAGACCAUUUUGAUGGUGCUGGAGGAGAGUCUUUCAAAAAAGCCGCGGCGAUAUUCUGCGCGAAGCAGCAGAUCGCCCUGGAACAACUCAAAGAAAAACGGAAAAAAGAUCCUAAACUCAAUACAUUUCUGCUGGAUGCUGAAAUGAAUCCUAGAUGCAGACGACUACAAUUGAAAGACAUGUUAUCUAAAGGGUGGCUAAGGUUAACUAAGUACCCGCUCUUAUUUGAAAACAUCGCCAAAAACACGACAUCCAACGAUGAAGAGCGGGAAAAAGUGAAUACAGCGUUUGAAAGGAGUAAGGAAAUACUAAACCAUGUCGAUAUGGCUGUGAAAGAAGCUGAAGACCAAAACAGGCUUGCAGAAAUUCAAAAAAGGCUAGAUAAGUCUGGCUUCGACAAAAAUGAAAAUGCCUUAGCAGCAGAAUUUAAGAAUCUAGAUCUAUCAAGGCACAAGUUAGUGUACGAAGGAUCGUUGACGUGGAGGAUAGCAAACAACAGACAAAAGAGCAUCGAUCUUCAUGUCCUGCUUCUAGAUGAUAUCAUAAUCCUGUUACAGAAACAAGAUGAAAAAUAUGUGCUCAAAUUCUAUAAUCCAUCCCUAAGCCCCAUAAUCAAAGUGUCCACCGUCCUUGUCAGGCUUAACGCAGUCGAUAAGACGGCCCUGUUCCUGGUUAACACGUCUCACAACGGGGCACAAAUCUACGAUCUUGUAGCCAGUUCCAUUUCUGAGAAAAGAAAAUGGUUCAAACACAUCUCGGAUGCUGCAGAUGCAUACAAACAGAGGGAAGGAAAGAACAGAAGGCCGGAAUUGGAUACUUCCGACACUGCCAAUGACAAAUGUGAAAAAGAGAAAGAAGGAGAUGACAGCCUUGAAGGUGCUUGUGGUGGUGAAUUGCUCUCUCCUCCAAAAUCUUCCAACGGGCCUGAAAAUAGUCCGAGCGGAACACCGGCCCCAUCAACACCACCCACACCUCAACCCGGCUCGCCUGCUCUUACCACAUCAAAAUUAGAUGGUGUAUCGAGUGGGAACGAGAGGAAAACAGAUGACAUACAAAUCGCAUCAUAUGCAUCGUUUUCAUCAGAGACGACUCUGAUCGAUCCUGGGGAGGUCAUCGUCUCGAGCCGGGAUGUACUAACUGCCGAGCCAGUUCUUACACCCUUAGAGAAACUGAAACGAAAAGAUGAAUUAGUACGGAGGACGUUAUAUGAAAAACAAGCAAUAGUCGCUGAUAUCCUUCAUGUACCACGGGAGGAAUUCGACAACAUCGUCGAGCUUGCUGGUGAGCCUGCUAUUGAUAAAGAGCCAUCAGAAUUGGUCUUAGCAGCAGUCAGCCAAGUUCAUGAACUGACACUAGUUAUUAAUGAAGCACUUAAAGUGACUGAGGAAGAAACAGUAGCCUUGACAGCCGAAUCAGGAACGGGUACCAAGUUGGCAAGGCUUCCAGGCAUACCUGCGUACAAAGUUCAAGGCAUUGCAUCCUCAUUGACCACACAACUUUCACAAUUACUUAGCAUAAUGGUAGAAAGAGAUGAAGAAAGGGAGAGAUUAAGAAGGGAACUUCAAAAGUCUCGAGAACAGCUGCAUGCACUACAUGAAAAAUAUGACCAAAAUGGACCAAGAAACAAUGAAAAUGAAAAGGAGGAAACAGCAGAAAUUCUAACAGAACCGCAUUCACCACACGAGGUGUUUGUUGAUGCGUUAUCAGGGGAAGCAGAAACGGCCCUUGAAGCAACAGAAUAAUCAAUCGUGUAUAUGUGAUGAAAUAAUUUUGGUCUCUGUACAAUUCGAUUGUAAUCACAAGAAAUCUAUUUUAAAUGUUAACCUGUUUCCCUUCCCAUUUCUCCCACAUGUCUUCUACGAACCUGACAUUUCAUCAUUUGUCAAUUGUGUAUAUUGUUGUAUGUAUUAUAUGCUAAUUUUUAUUAAUAUUUUAUAUUUAUUGAUAGUGGUGAUACAAGAUCACUAGUUGUAAGAAGUGAAAUUCCCCUCUUCCAGAAUGUGUCAAAACAAUUGUUUUGCGAAUAUGUAUAAUUAUGUGUAUAAGUGUUUCCAGUACACUUGCUCCCGUAAAAAUAACGUUACCACUAAGGCCCAGGUUUAGUCAAGCGGAUUAAAGGAAUAUGUUAUUAUUUUCAUCCUUAAAGAGGCACCUAAUAAAUACAGUUUUAUAAUUAAUUACUUAGUUUAACUGCUUGACUAGCCCUCAGUCUGUUAAGUGUUCCCUUGGUGCUCUUAUAUUCAUUUUGGGGCCUAAAAUAGCAAAAACCGCCCUGUAUAAAAUAAAUGUGUAUAAUUAAAAGUGAAAUUUAGCAAUUUCUUUUUGCUAUUUCAACAUUGUGUAUAGUUAAUAUAUUAUAUAUAAUAACAAUUAUUAUUGUUAAUAUAUUUGUUUAAGUAUUGAUUCUUAGGUUAAAGAAUGCAAUUCACUUAUUCAAGGGAGGUAUCAGUAAUCAAAUAUUAUUUGUUAUUACUUUGUUUAGAUAAAUUUAUCACUUUGUUACUAGUAUUUUUUCUUUUUUUGUAAUAAAUUUAUUCUUUCCUUUUGAAAUUGAUUUAGAGGCUAACAGGCCGUUUAUUAUUACGUAAAAUUAUUUAUUAACAGCACGUUUCUUUCUUCCCCUAUAACUGUGGAUUAUAAAUUAAUGUUCUUUGUAUAUAAUCGGUGUUAAUUUGUUUGUAAUAAUUGUUAAAAGUUGACUAAAACAUCGAUUUAAAUUUUCAUUUCGAAUCCGUUAUUUUUGUUCAUGUUGCACGUGUAAAGGUCAGGGUUUUGCAAUCUUGGAAGUCAAGAGUAAUGAGUUUUGGCAUUGAAUUAUUCUAUCUGUGGGCACGUUGAAAUAAUUUCAAUUUAAACAAAAGCAAACAUUCCGAAACUUUUUAUUUUGAAAUGAAACAUUUAAAUAUUUAUUUAUUUGAAACCUCCCCCCUCAAACAAUUAAAUCAUGAUUUUUAGUAUUUUUAUUUUCAAUUUUGAACUAUAGAAAAUGUGUAAAGAGCAUUAGUUGAUUUUAAUUGGCUUCCUCCCAAUUUUGAAAAUGGUUUUAUGUAUACAAAUACACACACAUAUCACAGCCUAGUUUAUUGUACAUGCUUGUAUUUAUGUACCUGAACUCCCAAAGCUUAUCUUAUGCUGUGCUUUUCAUAUAUAUAUAUAUACGGUAAUAUGUAUGAAAAUAUCGUCCAAAUGUUUGUUAAAAAAAGGGAUUUUAAUGGAAAAAAAAACUAUAUAUAUAAUCGAGCUUUAUAAAUUCAAUAUAAAGAAAUAUUUUUACACAAUGUUUUUAUUUUUUCCCUUGAAUAGACAAAAUUCAUAACAAAUUAGUUAAUUUUAAUUGCAUUUGUGAAGCAUUUCUCAAGUAGGGUGGAGAUCUAAUUUAGAUUGAAAUAGGUUGAAGAUGAUUGUAUUAACUAUUCCAUUAAAAAUCUAAAUAUUUGCUUUGUGAUAUGAGUUUAAUUAUUUUUAUUAAUUUCUUAUACAAAAAAAAAAAAAAAAAAACCGAAUAUAUAUUUUUAUAAACAAUAAAAUAUCCAGUUUUGUUUGUUUUUUGUUUUGUCCAUUUUCAUUUUUAGAUUAUUUUGUUUUGAAAAUUAUCCUAUUAUAUGUAAAUCAUUUCUUAUUGAUAUUUUUGUAUAUUUGUAAAUAGUCAAUUUAUUUUUGGCAUUUGACAUGCUCAUAACACUGUGAUGACAUAUUUGUAAUCCGAUCAUUUUUCAUUAAGUGUUUCCAAAGCCCUUGAUUAAAACAGCAUUCAAUGACUUUUAUGAUCGUUCUUUAAUUAUAUUGUUUAACUCAUAGAACAAUUAUCAAAGUUAAUAUAAUUAUAAUUGUAUAAUAACUCCACAUUAUUGUUUGAUGUGCAUUUGCGUAUCAUUUAGUAAAUAGAUGUAACUAACUGGAUUUUACAUGUAUUGUCAAAUCUCAGAUGUCAAAAAAAACACUAAAAUCUUUUAAUGAAAUAACAAAUUCAUUCCAAAAUAAUUCUAAAAGGAUGUAAAUAAUGGUAAUUACUUUGUAAAAAUUGUUUAACAAUUCUCAAUUUUCUUUGAUUGAUCAUAAUUUGUGUAAACAUAAGAUUUUUUGGUUUGUGUGACACAGAGAACAGGCCUAAAUGUAAUAGCAAAUUAUUGUUUCUGUUUCAUGAGAGGAUCUAUGUUAGUCAAUAAACAUGUUGCAAAAAAUAA